This is a messenger RNA of Oryctolagus cuniculus (rabbit), 703 nucleotides long. The record is from RefSeq and is a predicted model, not a curated record. NCBI's taxonomy places the organism in Eukaryota, Metazoa, Chordata, Mammalia, Lagomorpha, Leporidae.
ACAUUCUGCAGCUGAGAGACCAUGGUGGGCCGGAACAGCGCCAUCGCCGCCGGCGUAUGCGGGGCCCUUUUCAUCGGGUAUUGCAUUUACUUCGACCGCAAGAGACGGAGUGACCCCAACUUCAAGAACAGGUUGCGAGAACGAAGAAAGAAACAAAAGCUUGCCAAAGAGAGAGCUGGGCUUUCCAAGUUACCUGACCUUAAAGAUGCAGAAGCUGUCCAGAAGUUCUUCCUUGAAGAAAUACAGCUUGGUGAAGAGUUACUAGCUCAAGGUGAAUAUGAGAAGGGUGUGGACCAUCUGACAAAUGCAAUUGCUGUAUGUGGACAGCCACAGCAAUUGCUGCAAGUAUUGCAGCAAACUCUUCCACCGCCAGUGUUCCAGAUGCUGCUCACUAAACUCCCAACAAUUAGAGAAUUGUAAGUGCUCAGAGCUUGGCUGAAGAUGAUGUGGAAUGAAGAAUUUCAACAUAAUAAAAUCUCACUUCAAAAUAUUUUUAAAAUUCUUAACUUGGAAGCUGAGCAGCUCUUGGGGAAAAAGGGCAAAUAAGCUUGUUGUGGACUGUCCUACACUGAAAUCUACCAAAGUUCAUGUUUGCUUUGCGUAGAUCCAUUUGUCUGUUUUAUUUAUUUUCCCAGUGAAAAGUGUAUUUUGUAGAGAGCUUUUCAUUUUAUAAAUACACUAUGAGUUACCAAAAAAAAAAAAA